Fonsecaea nubica is the source of this 3264-nucleotide messenger RNA. Its product is annotated as isoleucine-tRNA ligase. Gene Ontology annotation, molecular function: aminoacyl-tRNA deacylase activity; tRNA binding; ATP binding. The coding region runs from base 1 to 3264 and encodes 1087 amino acids. NCBI's taxonomy places the organism in Eukaryota, Fungi, Ascomycota, Eurotiomycetes, Chaetothyriales, Herpotrichiellaceae. Gene Ontology annotation, biological process: isoleucyl-tRNA aminoacylation. The record is from RefSeq and is a predicted model, not a curated record. The transcript has a single exon.
AUGGCAGUCGACUUUUCUGCCGAAGAGGCCGCGACUCUCAAACGCUGGCGCGAGAUUGACGCCUUCCAGACCCAACUGCGCCUCUCCAAAGACAACAAGCCCUACACCUUUUACGAUGGCCCGCCAUUUGCGACCGGCUUGCCUCACUACGGCCACUUGCUGGCUUCUACCAUAAAAGAUAUUAUUCCGAGAUAUUGGUCGAUGAAGGGCUACUAUGUCGAGAGGAGGUUCGGCUGGGACACCCAUGGCUUGCCAAUCGAGUAUGAGAUUGACAAGAAAUUCAACAUCUCAGGACCGGCGGCAGUGAAAGAGAUGGGAAUUGCAAAAUACAAUGCGGAGUGCAAGGCUAUUGUCAUGCGAUAUGCAGCCGAGUGGAGGGAGACGAUUGACCGGUUGGGACGGUGGAUUGACUUUGACAACGACUACAAGACCAUGAAUCCCACCUUCAUGGAGUCGGUAUGGUGGGUCUUCAAGCAGCUGUUCGACAAGGGCAUGGUGUAUCGCUCCUACAGAGUCAUGCCCUUCUCAACCGCACUGAGCACACCGCUAAGCCAGCACGAAGCUCAAUCCAACUACAAGGAGGCACAAGACCCUGCAGUGGUCAUCGCCUUCCCGCUCCUUGAGGAUCCUGAGACCAGCCUUCUUGCUUGGACAACUACGCCCUGGACCUUACCGUCGAACAUCGGCUUGGCCGUCAAUCCCAAUUUUGAGUACAUCAAGUUUGUGGACCAAGACUCCGGUCGCAAGUACAUCAUGCUUGAAAAAUUGUUGGGAACACUAUAUAAAGACCCGAAGAAAGCCAAGUUCAAGGUGCUAGAGAAGAUCAAGGGUUCAGACCUCAAGGACAAGCAAUACUCACCACCCUUCGACUACUUCUAUGAGGCAUACAAGGAUCGUGCUUUCAGAGUGCUCAAUGCCGCUUAUGUCACGGAUGAUGAUGGUACCGGUGUCGUCCACCAAGCACCCGCGUUUGGUGAAGAAGAUUUUCGGGUGGCCAUGGAAAAUGGCAUCAUCAGCCACGACCACCUCCCUCCCAACCCCGUGGACGAGACAGGACGCUUUACAAAAGAGGUCACAGACUUUGCGGGUCAGCAUGUGAAGGAAGCAGACAAACACAUCAUCAAACAUCUGAAGGGUACUGGGCGCCUCAUCCGGGACAGCCAACUAACCCAUCAAUAUCCCUUCUGUUGGCGGUCAGACACACCCUUGAUCUACCGUGCUGUAUCCGGCUGGUUUGUCAAUAUUGCUGGGAAUGACAAGGUGCCAAGCAUCAUUCCAGAUAUGCUCGACGGAAUUGCGAAAUCCCACUGGGUCCCAAAUUUUGUAAAAGAGAAGCGAUUUGCGGAGUGGAUCAAGAACGCUCGUGACUGGAAUAUCUCGAGAAACCGAUAUUGGGGAACCCCUAUUCCGCUGUGGGCGAGCGAGGACUACUCGGAAAUUGUUGCUGUCGGCAGCAUAGAAGAGCUGAAGAAGCUCAGUGGCUACGAGGGCGAGAUCACAGACCUCCACCGUGACAGUGUGGAUGAGAUUACAAUUCCCAGCCAGAAAGGCAAUGGUGUUCUGCGCCGCGUUGAAGAGGUGUUUGAUUGUUGGUUCGAGUCUGGAAGUAUGCCCUAUGCCUCGGCACACUAUCCCUUCGAAAACUCAGAAUACUUUGAGAAGACAUUCCCGGGUGAUUUCAUUGCCGAAGGUCUCGACCAGACGCGUGGAUGGUUCUAUACCCUUGUCGUCUUGGGCAUCCACUUGAAGAAAGUAUUGCCCUUCAAGAACUGUGUGGUCAACGGUAUUGUGCUUGCGGAAGAUGGCAAGAAAAUGUCCAAAAGACUCAAAAACUACCCAGACCCCAACACAGUCAUUGACAAGUACGGUGCAGAUGCCCUGCGACUGUACAUGAUCAACUCACCCGUCGUACGAGCCGAGCCGCUGAGAUUCAAGGAAUCCGGUGUCAAGGAGAUUGUUGCAAAAGUUCUUCUGCCUCUGUGGAACAGUUACAAAUUCUUUGAAGGUCAAGUAGAGCUACUGAAGAAGAUUGAGGGCAUUGACUACGAGUUCAGGCCGGAAAUGGACACCACCAACACCAACGUCAUGGACAAAUGGAUUCUCGCCAGCUGUCAAAGCUUGCUGAAAUAUAUCAACGAGGAAAUGGCGGCAUACCGACUCUACACGGUCGUGCCGGGGCUGCUCAACCUGAUCGAUGAGACCACAAACUGGUACAUCCGAUUCAACCGAAAAAGAUUAAAGGGCGAGCUGGGUGUGGAUGACACGCUGCAUGCCUUGAACACUCUGUUUGAUGUCCUCUUCACUCUCGUCCGCGGACUCGCACCCUUCACACCAUUCAUCGCCGAUCUCAUCUACACUAAACUCCUGCCUUAUAUACCGAAAACCCUGCACAGCCAAGACAUGCGCAGCGUUCACUUCCUCUCUUUCCCCGAAGUUCGACAGGAGUUGUUUGAUCCAGUCGUGGAACGACGAGUGGGACGGAUGCAAAAGGUCAUUGAACUGGCCAGACAGUCCAGAGAAAGAAGAACUAUCGGCCUGAAAACGCCAUUGAAGACGCUAGUAGUCAUUCACAAAGAUCAGCAGUACCUUGACGACGUCAAGUCGCUUGAAGGGUACAUUACAGAAGAACUCAACGUGCGGGAUCUCGUCCUGUCGUCAGACGAAGACAAAUAUAAUGUACAGUACAGCGUAACGGCGGACUGGCCAGUCCUUGGCAAGAAAUUGAAGAAGGACAUGCAAAAAGUCAAGAAGGCUCUUCCAGAUGUCACCAGCAAUGACUGCAAGACGUAUCUGUCAGAGGGGAAAUUGACGGUGGCUGGGAUAGAAUUGGUUGAAGGCGAUUUGGUGGUCAGACGGGCGCUCAAGGAAGACGAGACUUCGAAGAAUCAAGAAACGAACACUGAUAACGACGUUCUGACCAUUCUAGAUGUGGCUAUAUACCCGGAAUUGGCCCAGGAAGGUCUCGCCCGGGAGAUCAUCAACCGAGUCCAGCAACUCCGAAAGAAAGCAAACCUGAAACCGACAGAUGAUGUCAAGAUGGAAUACAAAGUCCAGCAAGACCCGGACAAUAUCGGGCUCGAGCAAGUGUUCCAGCAACAAAGCUCCUUUAUUGAAAAGGCGCUGAGACGGCCCGUUGAUCAUCACGUUGUAACGGAGGUCGAGGGACCAAUUGUGAAUGGCGAUAAAGGCGGUGCCGAUUUGAUUGUGGAAGAGGUGCAGGAGGUACAAAAGGCGACGUUUCUGUUGAGGUUGUUGAAGCUCUGA